Messenger RNA from Perca flavescens (yellow perch), 2410 nucleotides. Its product is annotated as myotubularin-related protein 9. Gene Ontology annotation, cellular component: cytoplasm. Gene Ontology annotation, molecular function: protein phosphatase binding. Gene Ontology annotation, biological process: phosphatidylinositol dephosphorylation; negative regulation of autophagy. The transcript is spliced from 12 exons. The record is from RefSeq and is a predicted model, not a curated record. Bases 462 to 2171 code for a protein of 569 amino acids. Lineage: Eukaryota; Metazoa; Chordata; Actinopteri; Perciformes; Percidae.
GCCUAGGCUAUGCUGCCAUCCAGUGGUCAUGUAUUAUGUGACAAGCACAUCACUGCUGCUUCUCUCCCACUCUCUCCCCCCCCACGAUGUGCAAAACUUUUACCAGCACUAUGUGACACAUCUCAGCUCUGCUGCUGUUUCGCAGGAAACGUGCACUUCCGUCUUGUGAAGCCUCACGCAACCCAUCUUCGUAUCCAGAGCAUUCUCGUGCCCAGCCACCUGUGUGAGGGGAAGGUGUAGCAACACAAAGGGUCUGACUAUGUUCAGAAAAAAAAAAAUCUAUUUAUAGGCUCCUUAUCGUCGAGUAGCCUGCAACUGCUCUGCUACCAACAACUAACUGAGUGAAGAGAGGAGGAAGCUUUCACUGUAUUACAAGAGAGGCGAGGAAGUGAUUUGGCCCUAAUUGUGCAGUAAAAGAAGUUCAGCAGCGGAGGUUUUUUUUGCUUUGCGACGUGGAGCUGAUGGAGUUUUCUGAGCAUAUCAAGACCGCCAAUGUGGAGGAUGUUGUGCUCCGACAGCCGCUGCACCCGCCGAGCAGAGGCACCCUGUGCAUCACCUGCCACCACCUGCUCUUCUCGGACAGGGAGGAGGGCAGCUCUCGGCAGGUUUUGCUGCUCCUCAGAAACAUCGAUGCCAUUGAGAAAAGUGUGGAAAACCUUUUGGGCUACUCCUGCGUCUUCACUAAUGCAGGCAACAGUCAAAAAAGUGUGGAAAACCUUUUGGCCGACUCCUUCCUCUUCGCUAAUGCAGGCAACAGUCAAAAAAGAAUAUCUGGAUCUUCAGGGACGAUUACUAUCAAGUGUAAAGAUCUGCACGUGCUCCAGCUUGACAUCCCAGGCAUGGAGCAGUGUCUCAACAUUGCACGCUCUAUCGAGACCCUGUCCUGUCUGGACAGUGUGUCAGAGAUGUACCCUUUCUUUUACAGACCUUCUGAUGCCAACCUGCCGGACCAGUGGGGUCUCUCGUGCCCUGAAAAGCACUACAGUCUAAUGAAGGAACUUCAUGAUCGGUGGAGACUAAGCACCGUGAACAGAGAUUACUUAGUGUGUCCCUCUUACCCUCCAGCUGUCAUCGUCCCCAAGAACAUAGACGAUGACAUGCUGGAGAAGGUGGCCAAAUUCAGACAGGGAGGACGCUUCCCUGUCCUCUGCUACUACCAUAGGAAGAAUGGCACGGUAAUUAUGCGCAGCAGUCAGCCGCUGACGGGAGCCAAUAGGAAGCGCUGCAAGGAAGAUGAGCAACUCCUCCAGGCUGCGAUUGAAGGCUCAGACAAAGGUUACAUUAUUGACACGCGCUCCAGUCAGCAGGCGCUGCAGGCAAGCAUGACAGGUGGAGGGUUUGAGUCCAAAUCGUGUUAUAGCAGCUGGAAGAGACUGCACAGACAAAUGGAGAGGGGUAAAGCACUGCAGGAGAGUCUAAUUAAACUGGUGGAGGCCUGUGGUGACGAGCACCAUAAUAUGGACCGUUGGCUCAGUAAGCUUGAAAAUUCAAAGUGGCUGUCUCACGUCCAAACUGCCCUGUCAACUGCUGGUCUGCUGGCGGAGUGUGUGGAGAGGGACGGUCAUUCAGUUCUGGUUUACGGCUCUGAAGGGAAAGACUCCACUUUGCUCAUCAGCACUCUGGCUCAGCUCAUCAUGGACCCACACUGCCGCACACUGGAGGGCUUCCUGGCUCUGCUGGAGAGGGAGUGGGUACAGGCAGGACACCCAUUCCAGCAGCGAUGUGCCCACUCGGCCUACUCCCAUGCCCGUCUCCAGCAGGAGUCCCCGGUCUUCCUGCUGCUGCUGGACUGUGUGUGGCAGCUGUGGCGUCAGUUCCCCCUGGCACUGGGCUUCUCUGAGGCGCUGCUCCUGAGGCUGGCGACUGAGGCCUACGCGUCUAACUAUGGCACCUUCCUGUGUAACAGCCAUCAGGAGAGGUGUGUUCUAGGACUGAAGGAGAACACUCACUGUUUGUUCCAGGCACUGUUGAGGCCCAGGGAGAGAGACUGUUACUCUAACCCCUUGUAUGAGCACACUGAGCUGGCAAUCUGGCCCUCAGUCCACCCUCAGUCCCUACAGCUUUGGAGAGGCUUUUUUCUGAGGCGGACCCCACAGGCUCGUCACCUUGAAGAGGUUCAGGAGGAAAUAAGGAACAUGGUCAUUAAGUGGGGGAAACUGGCGCUCAGCUGAUGCCCUGUCAGUAUGUGAAGGAGUGAAGAUGUUCAGCCUGAACAUGUAGAACAUGUUUUUAGGAGGAAUGUUAAUGUGCAAUGCCGUUUGACUGUAGAACUGUUGUUUAAAAUUUUGUAACAACUUGCUGUGUUUUAAUGUACAGUGAUUUUUUUUUUCUUUCAUAAAACAAUUGUGUAAAAAAAUGUAAUUGUUGAUGUCAUUUGAUGCUGUUUAGACCUCUAUAUUUUCACAGCAUA